Messenger RNA from Vombatus ursinus (common wombat), 1419 nucleotides. RefSeq names its product zinc finger protein 565-like. The record is from RefSeq and is a predicted model, not a curated record. Gene Ontology annotation, biological process: regulation of transcription by RNA polymerase II. Gene Ontology annotation, molecular function: DNA-binding transcription factor activity; RNA polymerase II cis-regulatory region sequence-specific DNA binding. The transcript is spliced from 5 exons. Bases 199 to 1404 code for a protein of 401 amino acids. NCBI's taxonomy places the organism in Eukaryota, Metazoa, Chordata, Mammalia, Diprotodontia, Vombatidae.
UUCUCUUUUGCGUCACUUCCGCCUCGCCCUAUUCCAGGGUUUCUUGUAGCCGCUUCCUCUUCUCAGUCCUUAACCAACUUGUGACGGGAUGAGCCGGAGCUGAAAGCGGGGCCAAACCUAUCUGAAGGCCGGUUUUUCGGCUCUACCUUCGGUGGCCUCUUUUUCUUCCCCAGUAAGUGGGAGCGCUGAGGAAGACAAAUGGCUCCUGUACUCCUCACAGCCAGGGCCUGCAAGGAAUUGGUGACAUUCAAGGAUGUGGCUGUGGAAUUCACUUGGGAGGAGUGGGUGCAUUUGAACCCAUCUCAGAAAACACUGUACAAGGAUGUGAUGCUGGAGAACUAUAGGAACUUGGUCUCUUUGGGAUUUGCAGUUUCUAAACCAGAUGUGAUCUACCAAUUGGAAAGAAAGGAAGCAUCUUGGAUACCAGGGGCAGAUAUCCCAAGAAGCAGCUAUCCAGAGAGCAAAGAAUUUAAUGGAAAGAAACCUUAUGUAUGUAGUGAAUGUGGAAAAGCCUUCAGAAGGAGGGCACAUCUUACCGUGCAUCAGAGAAUUCAUACUGGAGACAUUCUUUAUGAAUGUAAGGAGUGUGGUAAGGCUUUUCACUACAAUUCAGCACUUAUUCUACAUCAAAGAAUUCAUACUGGAGAGAAACCUUAUGAAUGUACUGAAUGUGAGAAGGCUUUCAGGAGUAAGACACAACUUACUGUGCAUCAGAGAAUUCAUACUGGAGAGAUUCUUUAUGAAUGUAAGGAGUGUGGGAAAGCUUUUCACUAUAACUCGGAACUUAUUCGCCAUCAAAGAAUUCAUACUGGAGAGAAACCUUAUGAAUGUACUGUAUGUGGGAAGGCCUUUAGGAGGAAGCCACAUCUUACUGUGCAUCAGAGAAUUCAUACUGGGGAGAAGCCUUAUGCAUGUAGUGAAUGUGGCAAGGCCUUCAAAAGGAAAGCACAACUUACUGUGCAUCAGAAAAUUCAUACUGGAGAGAUGCUUUAUGAAUGUAAGGAGUGUGGGAAGGCUUUUCACUACAACUCAGCACUUAUUCUACAUCAAAGAAUUCAUACUGGGGAGAAACCUUAUGAAUGUAGUGAAUGUGGGAAGGCAUUUAGGAUGAAGGCACGUCUUACUGUGCAUCAGAGAAUUCAUACCGGAGAGAUUCUUUAUGAAUGUAAGGAGUGUGGGAAGGCUUUCCACUACAACUCAGAACUUAUUCCACAUCAAAGAAUUCAUACAGGAGAGAAACCUUACGAAUGUAUUGUGUGUGGGAAGGCCUUCCGCCGGACUGUAGAUCUUACUCAACAUCAGAGCAUUCAUACUGGAGAGAGACCUUAUGAAUGCAAUCAGUGUGGGAAAACUUUCACACUGAAGAAAUAUCUUGUUCAGCAUCAACGAAUUCAUUCUGGAUAGCAACCCUGUGAAGGU